UGGGGACGAAGAGUCAAUGCAGUCAGUAGGAUCCUUGCAUCCAGGAAGGCCGGAGGACAGACUUCACAAGAAAGCUAAGAAGAAGAAAAAGAAGAAGGAAAAGGAUAAAGACAAGGAUAGAGACAAACAUGACAAAAAGAAAAAACACCAUCAUAAGGAGAAACGGAAGAGGCUGCGAGAUGAGUCCAGUCAGGAUGAUGUGAGUGUGGGUGAAGAGUCACUUCAGGAGCCGCCCCCAUCUAAGAGAGCUGCCGUCGACAAAACACCAGAUGUCGGGGACACUCCUAUGUUGGGCAGCCCUGGCAGUAACCGCGAGCCGCGUCUGUGCGUGCAGUUGCUGAGGCAGCGGCAGGAGCUGAUGUCUGCUAAGAGUCCUCUCCAGAAGCUCCUGGAUAACCUCCAGCAGAGCCUGGAGAAGAAAGACCCUCAGCAGUUUUUUGCUUGGCCUGUCACAGACCAGAUCGCGCCCGGAUACUCUCAGAUCAUCCACCAGCCGAUGGACUUUAGCACUAUGCACCAGAAGAUAGAGGAUAACAGCUACGGUACACUCAAGGACUAUGUGGAUGAUUUCAAGCAGAUGUGUGGGAAUGCGAUGAUCUACAACCACCCAGAGACAAUCUACUAUAAGGCAGCCAAGCGUCUGUUACAUGCGGGGCUCAAGCUGGUGUGUGAGGAGAAGUUACGUGCUCUGGCCGUUACGUCACCGUGGAUACUACAGAUACCAGCUCAUCAACUGGGCGUGGAGUUGGGCACAGGUGGCAUACGUGGCGACAGCGAAAGAGAAGAGGAAGAGGAGGAAAACGCCAGCGCCGGCGCAACCGGCUCGUCGUGGACCCAACUAUCUCCCUGA
Homalodisca vitripennis (glassy-winged sharpshooter) is the source of this 850-nucleotide messenger RNA. RefSeq names its product bromodomain-containing protein 7-like. Bases 17 to 850 code for a protein of 277 amino acids. Gene Ontology annotation, biological process: regulation of transcription by RNA polymerase II. NCBI's taxonomy places the organism in Eukaryota, Metazoa, Arthropoda, Insecta, Hemiptera, Cicadellidae. The record is from RefSeq and is a predicted model, not a curated record. Gene Ontology annotation, cellular component: nucleus. The transcript has 4 exons.